Chaetomium strumarium is the source of this 1942-nucleotide messenger RNA. Its product is annotated as general substrate transporter. Gene Ontology annotation, molecular function: carbohydrate:proton symporter activity. Gene Ontology annotation, biological process: carbohydrate transport; transmembrane transport. The transcript has 6 exons. The record is from RefSeq and is a predicted model, not a curated record. The coding region runs from base 102 to 1727 and encodes 541 amino acids. Gene Ontology annotation, cellular component: membrane. Lineage: Eukaryota; Fungi; Ascomycota; Sordariomycetes; Sordariales; Chaetomiaceae.
CGUUUCUUCCCCUCUGUGAGGGCCAUCGCCAUCCAUCUCUAGUGGCAGCACUGGACUCCUACUGGUACACUUCUACUAGUAUCUCGACCUCGACGACAGCGAUGGCGGACGAGAAGAAAGACUCCCUGGCGGGAUCCAUCACCACCACCCCGGCCCCGGAGGCUGCUGGGGAAGAGAAGUACACGAUGAAGCAGCACUGGAAGUGUCUUGCGGCGUGCACGCUCAUGUCGCUCUGCCCGUUCCAGUACGGGCUCGACUUCGGCUUGAUCGGUGGGCUGCAGGCUAUGGUUGGGUUUCUCAGGGUGUUUGGCUACGAAGACCCCAGCCUGCCGGGCGGAUGGAACAUCUCGACCGAGCGACAGCAGCUGAUCUCGUCACUGAUGACGCUCGGCGCCUUCCUCAGCUCGUCGCUGGCCGGGCCGGUGGCCACGGUGCUCUCGCGCAAGUGGACUGUGUGGAUCGCCAGCGGGCUGUGCAUCAUGUCCAACCUGAUCAUGAUGCUGACGACCAACAUCGCGGGCCUGUACGCUGGGCGGCUGCUGCUGGGCCUGGCCAACGGCAUGUUCAUGACCUUCUCGCAGCUGUACAUCCAGGAGUGCUCGCCCGCGCGCUACCGGGGACUGAUGAUCUCGUCGUUCCAGGUGUGGACGUCGGUCGGCACCCUGGUCGGCACCGUGGUGGAUAAUUUCACGGCGCCCAUCGACGGCCGCGACGCAUACCUCAUCCCGCUGGGGCUGAUCUACAUCAUCCCCGUUCUUAUGUCUCUGGGGUUGUUGUUUGUGCCCGAGUCCCCCCGCUGGCUGGCCCAGCACGGAAAGCUGGACGACGCCCGCCGGGCGCUGCGCUGGCACCGCCCGGGCUCCGAGGUCGAGAUCGACCAGGAAAUGCGCGACAUACAGGCGGCGCUGGAGACCGAGAUGUCCCGGGAGAGUAGCGUGGCCGUCUGGGACAUGUUUCGCGACCCUGUCGACAGGCGCCGCACUUUCCUGGCCACCUGCGCGCUGACGGUACAGGGCGCGUCGGGGGCCAUGUACAUGAUCGCAUACGGCACCUACUUCUUCCAGAUGGCCGGCAUCGGCGACGCCUUCCAGAACUCGUGCAUCCUCAUCUCGGUCGGCGUCGUCGCCAUCCUCAUCAACAGCGCCCUGGUCACCCACUACGGCCGCCGCCGUGUCUUCCUCAUCACGGGCCUCUUCCUAUGCGGCCUCGCCCAGCUCCUGACCGCCAUCGUCUACCAGGUCAACCCAGGGGCCAAAUCGACGGGGCAGGCCAUUGUCGGGUUGGCGGUCGUGUACAUCCUCGGAUACAACGGCAUGGUGGCGACAUACGCCUGGAUCUCGGGCGGCGAGCUGCCCUCGCAGCGCCUGCGGUCGUACACCUUCGGCUUCGCCACGGCCAUCGGCUUCUUCGCCGCCUGGCUGACCACCUUCACGGCCCCCUACUUCAUCAACCCGGAGUCGCUCAACUGGGGGCCCAAGUACGGCUACAUCUGGACGCCGUCGUGCUGGAUCUCUGCGCUAUGGGUCUUCUUCUUCCUCCCCGAAGUCAAGGACCGGACGCUAGAAGAGAUCGACGAGAUGUUCGAGGCCCGCCUGCCGGCAAGGAAAUUCCGCAAGUAUGUCUGCGUCGGGCGCGCUGCCGAUGGAAGCUAUGCCACGCCACCGUCUGCGGACGAGAAGGAGGUCGCAGAGGUCGUGCACGCCGAGGAUACCACUACCAAGGCCUGAUCGGGUGAUGCUUUGGUUUGUUGGGAAUACUACUAGUUACAGUAAAAACUGCUAGUAGAUUCGUGGUGGACGGGCCUGGCUACGUGGAGUAACGUGUACCGUGUACCGAAUACAAGUACAGCACAGAAUCACCAGGCGAGACGUCAAGAGGGAUGUGUACUGUACGUACGUGGUGAUGCAUCAUUUCGAGGAAUGGAAAAGGGAUGCUAAUGGAC